Messenger RNA from Meira miltonrushii, 1258 nucleotides. RefSeq names its product GroES-like protein. The record is from RefSeq and is a predicted model, not a curated record. Bases 28 to 1149 code for a protein of 373 amino acids. Lineage: Eukaryota; Fungi; Basidiomycota; Exobasidiomycetes; Exobasidiales; Brachybasidiaceae. The transcript has a single exon. Gene Ontology annotation, molecular function: oxidoreductase activity, acting on NAD(P)H.
AUUCCAUCUCCACAACUAUCAAACAACAUGACUACCGUACCACAACAACAUAAAGCAGCCGUUCUCACCAAGGCUGGUGCACCACUAGAAGUUCAAGAUUGGAAAACACAUUCGAUCAAAGAUGAUGAAGUGUUGAUCAAAGUCACCGCAUCUGCCAUCAAUCCAGUGGAUUGGAAGAUACGUGAUUGGGGAAUCUUUGUUGAUUCUUAUCCAUCAAUUUUAGGAUCAGAUGCAGCAGGUGAAAUUGCACAAGCAGGUAAACAAGUUAAAAAUCUAAAAAUUGGAGAUCGUGUUUUCUUUCAAGGAAUCAUUAAAACUCUUGAUGGUAGCACUUUUCAACAAUACGUUACAAUGCCGGCCGAUUUAGUUGGACUUACACCAUCAAAUAUCACAGAUGAAGAAGCAUCAAGCGUUGGUUUGGCUUCGGUUUGCUCAAUCGUGGGCUUGUAUAAUCAAACAGGAUUACACAUUUCACCCGCUCCAUGGGAAAAAGGUGGCGAUCAAGCAGGAAAAGGUAAAUCCAUUGUAAUCUUGGGAGGUUCAAGUUCGGUUGGUCAAUAUGCCAUUCAACUUGCACGUUUGUCAGGUUUCGAAACAAUCGUUACUGGUUCUUCAAGUGCUCAUCAUGAUCAUUUGAAAAAGCUUGGCGCUACUGUUACUUUGGACCGUAAUACUGCCAAAGCGGAAGAUUAUGCCAAAGCUGCCACUUCAAACGGACAUGCAUUUGCAAUGAUUUAUGAUUCAAUUGCCAUUCAAUCUUCUCACAUUGAAUCCGUUCAAAUUUUGCAACAUGCCAACAAGAAAGGCUCUCAAGCUGCAUCAAAGGCAGGAUUAAAGACAAGCACGGUUGCAACCGUAUAUUCAUACGAAGAUGCAGUUACAGAAGAAGUCAAAAAAGGCGUGCAAAAUGGAGCAGAAGAAGUAGACAUUAAAGUUGUUUGGGGUAUGGGAAGUGCGGAUUAUUUGCGUCCUCAAGCUUCCGCCUUUUUCAAAGCGGCAGGAGGUCAACAAGGUUGGCUAGCCAAACAACUAUACUUUGCAAAUCGUGUUGUAGUCGUUGAAGGUGGGUUAUCCGCUGUCAAUAAAGCUCUUGACAAGAACCGCGAUGGUGUUUCAGGUCAAAAGCUUAUCAUUCGUCCAUUUGAGUGAAUCACAUUCUCUCACAUAAAGUAACCUUGUUGUAUGUGUCGUGAAAUAAAUAGUAAUAACAAAGUAAUAUACAAUCUGGGAAAUCGUGCAGACGAUCAUAAAAAUAUAC